Molecule: messenger RNA, 2640 nt
Organism: Aricia agestis (brown argus)
Lineage: Eukaryota; Metazoa; Arthropoda; Insecta; Lepidoptera; Lycaenidae
Gene: p115
Product: general vesicular transport factor p115
Exons: 9
Coding region: 123-2513 (796 amino acids)
Biological process (GO): transcytosis; vesicle fusion with Golgi apparatus; intracellular protein transport
Cellular component (GO): Golgi membrane; Golgi stack; cytoplasm
Source: RefSeq, a predicted model, not a curated record
GACGUGUCCUAAAAUAUGAAAUCCAAAUCAAAUUUUUCGUGUAAAAUGGUUUUAUUUAUGAUAUUUAAUUACAUUUAAAGUGAAGUUAUUAAUUCUGGAUUAGUAGUAAUCAUCCUGGAAAUAUGGAUUUCCUCAAAAGUGGUUUAAAAACUGUGUUAGGGGCACCCGAACCUGGUCAACAGCCGUCGGUGGCUGAAACGGUGGAGAGGUUGAUUGAACGUGUCACCAAUUCGACGCUGCUAGAAGAUCGCCGGGAUGCUUGUAGAGCCUUAAAGGCUUUGUCACGUAAAUACAGAUUAGAAGUUGGUGCACAUGGGUUGGAUGCUUUGAAACAGGUGCUAGAAUUGGAUAGAGCAGACAAUGAAACUGUGAACUAUGCCCUGGACACCGUCAACAAUAUUGUGUGUCCAUCACAAUUUGAAGACGAAGAGAACAAACCGAACAUACCACCUAACAUCGGUGAACAAUUCACAGAGAUGUUCAUCAAAGACCCUCACAACAUACAGCUAGUGCUUGAUCUACUAGACGAGUAUGACUUUAGAGUAAGACUAUCUGCUGUGCAACUCCUAAUUUCCCUUCUCACAAAUAGGACAAAAGAUAUUCAAGAGAUCAUUCUUGACAAACCAAUGGGUGUCUCAAAGAUGAUGGACCUCCUAGGAGACACGAGAGAAGUGAUACGUAAUGAAGCACUGUUAUUGCUAGUCAAAUUGACAAAAGGUAAUGCCAACAUACAAAAAAUUGUAGCUUUUGAGAAUGCAUUUGACAGGCUCUUCGAGAUUGUAUCCAGUGAAGGCUACUCUGACGGUGGCAUAAUAGUGGAAGACUGUUUGCUACUUAUGUUGAAUCUUUUAAGAAACAACAGCAGCAACAUAACUUUCUUCAAGGAGGGUAGUUUUAUACAGAAGAUGGUGCCAAUGUUUAAUAUCCCUGAGGAAACAGAGGAGCUUGGUUGGUCACCACAAAAAGUAUCAAAUGUUCAUUGUAUGCUUCAACUGGUACGGACUUUGGUAUCACCGACUCUGUCUAUACAAAUUAUAUCGGGAUGCCAAAAGAUUAUGAAGAAUGCUGGCUUGCUAGAAUCCUUGUGUAAUAUAUUGAUGGCCAGUGGAGUGCCAGCUGAUAUAUUGACAGAGACAAUAAAUACUGUGGGUGAAGUAGUGAGAGGUGAUGUGAACAAUCAAGACUUUCUGGGGAAUGUGAUUGCGCCUUCGUAUCCGCCGCGACCAGCAAUUAUUGUUCUAUUGAUGUCUAUGGUCAAUGAAAAACAGCCUUUCCCUCUAAGGUGUGCAGUGUUAUACUGUUUCCAAUGCUAUCUCUACCACAACGAAAUGGCACAAGCCAGCUUGGUUCAAACACUCCUGCCAUCAUCAACUGACGUGUCUAGCCUGACCAGUGGUCAGAUUCUCUGUGGUGGGUUAUUCUCAUCCGACGUGCUAUCCAACUGGUUCUCAGCAGUCGCUCUGAUGCACGCAUUGAUAGAUAACCCUGCGCAGAAAGAGCAGCUGUUGAGAGUGUUGCUAGCCACCAAUGUCGGUAGCACUCCAGUGUCUCUUCUACAUCAAUGCACUCUGUUGUUACAACAGACUACAAAACUCCAGGCGAAGGUAGGUCUGUUGAUGCUGCUGUCUGCCUGGCUGAGCCACUGCCCGGCGGCGGUGAGCGCGUUCCUGGCGGCGCCGGGCGGCGUCGGCUACCUCGUGCACCAGACGUGCUCUAAUGAGCAUGAUGACACUGAGUUCCUGUUGCAGGGCAUGUGUGCGUUCGUGCUCGCCCUCUGCGUACAGUUCAACGACGACAGCGGCAGCCAAUCCCGAGCCGCGGUUCGCGCUCUGUGCACGCGCGGUGACGUGUGCGCCCGCCUCGCUGACCUAUCACGUCACGAGCUGUACGCACGCGCCGCUAAAAGCCCCGCCCCCCGCGCCUCCGCCCCCUCACAGUUACUGCUGGAUUACGAGUUCUGCCGCCUCUGCAAGAUGCUUGAGAGUGGUCUCAUUCAAAGUCUAACGGCGGUGGAGAACGGUUCAGCGCCAGAGGGCGAGGGAGUAGAGCUGGAGCGGUACAAGAGCCUCAUCCGACAGCAGGACGCGCGCCUGCACGAGCUGCUGCAGCAGAUGGACAGCCUCGUGCACCACAACACCGCGCUGCAGAGUUCACUCAACGACUCAAUAGCGGCCAAUUCUCUACUGAAGGAUGAGAAUACGCUACUAAAAGCACAAAUGUCGGCAAACAGCCAUCAUUCCCAAGUGCCUAAUGUGGCACAACCAGACCCGAGGUUGGGAGAGUACGAGCAGAAAAUACAACAGCUGACGGCCGAAGUGACAAGACUAAAUGGCGAGUUGACAGCUCUGAAGGAGAAGGAAAAGCAAUCAGCGGAAGAGUUAGAAAAGAUUAAAAAAGACCAAGACGACUUGUUGGAGUUGUUGGCUGAUCAGGACAUGAAGCUGAAUGAAUACAAGAUGCGUCUCGUAUCGCUCGGACAGGCGGUCGAAGAUGAAUCAACGCACGACAAGUAGUCGUUAUUUGUAUGAAGCUAGAAAACGCUUUAAAGUAAAGCCUGACCAGGAAAAUUAAAAGGACUUUAUUAAAGAAACUGUAAUGCUUCUUUGGAUAAAAUCUAGUAAACGUGACAUGAAAUUCUGA